Messenger RNA from Lasiosphaeria miniovina, 987 nucleotides. Its product is annotated as terpenoid cyclases/protein prenyltransferase alpha-alpha toroid. Lineage: Eukaryota; Fungi; Ascomycota; Sordariomycetes; Sordariales; Lasiosphaeriaceae. The transcript has 2 exons. Gene Ontology annotation, cellular component: Rab-protein geranylgeranyltransferase complex. The record is from RefSeq and is a predicted model, not a curated record. Gene Ontology annotation, biological process: protein geranylgeranylation. Gene Ontology annotation, molecular function: Rab geranylgeranyltransferase activity. The coding region runs from base 1 to 987 and encodes 328 amino acids.
AUGGCUGAAACAUUUUCAACCCUUCCCGAGGAGCUCCAGCUCGCCACUUCAGCCCACGUCAAGUACAUCCAGAGCCUGGACACGCGCAAGAACCAAUAUGAAUAUUGGCUGACGGAACACCUGCGGCUCAACGGCCUCUACUGGGGCCUCACGGCUCUCCACUUGUUGGGCCAUCCGGAAGCCCUACCCCGCGCCGAGACCAUCGACUUUGUGCUUUCGUGCCAGCACGAGUGCGGUGGCUUUGGCGCUGCUCCUGGCCACGAUGCGCACAUGCUGUCCACCGUCAGUGCGGUGCAGAUUCUUGCCCUGAUCGAUGCCUUUGACGAGCUCGAGACGCGCGGCCGAGGCAAGGCGCAGGUUGGAACAUACAUUUCCAAUCUCCAGAACCGCCAGACUGGAACGUUCGCCGGCGACGAGUGGGGGGAGGAAGACACGCGCUUUCUUUACGGCGCAUUCAACGCGCUGUCCCUGCUCGGACUCCUCCAUCUUGUCGAGGUGGACAAGGCAGUUGACCACAUCGUGGCCUGUGCUAACUUUGACGGCGGAUACGGUGUCAUGCCCGGGGCCGAAUCCCACGCAGGCCAGAUCUUUACCUGCGUUGCUGCCCUGACCAUCGCCGGUAGAAAAGAUCUUGUGGAUGUGGAGCGGUCGGGUAGAUGGCUGAGCGAGAGACAGGUCGUCGGGGGUGGUCUAAACGGUCGGCCAGAGAAGAAGGAGGACGUAUGCUACAGCUGGUGGGUUCUCAGCAGCCUGGAGAUGAUUGGCAAGACGCACUGGAUCGACAGAGACCAGCUCAUAGCAUUUAUCCUGGGCUGCCAAGACACUGAGCGAGGCGGCAUUUCGGAUAGGCCGGGCGACACGGUCGAUGUCUGGCAUACCGUGUUCGGUCUCGCGGGACUGAGUUUGCUGGAGUACCCUGGCCUGCAGCCUGUCGACGAAGUCUACUGCUUGCCCAAGUCAACCAUCGAGCGGGUACUCCGUCGAUGA